AUGAAGAAAGUUAGAAGAGAUGAAGAAUUAUUGGAAGCAAAAGAUAAGAAGUACAACGCAAAAUGUCUCAUUGGGAACUGGUCGAGUGAAAAAUUGCAGCAAGAUGAAAAAGUUAAACAAUUCCUUGAGAAGCGAGAACGUGGUGAAUUGCUUGUGCAGCAAACGAAAAGAGUUUACGAGACAUUUUUGGCUCCUGUUCAACUCUCAGCACCAACAACUUAUGUAUCCUUUGACCAGGCUAUUCAGCUAAUUGCUUUCGACAUGCCAAAUAUCCAUUCAACAACGAAUGGUGUGCCUUGGGCUUUAUCAGUUGUCGUUAAUGAACCACACAUUAAUCGCUGCCAAGAAAUCGAUCAACAUUGUGAAAUUACGUGUGCACCAUCGCCACAACCUGCUGUUCGUAAUACUUUUAUCAUUCGAAAGCCUUUAACUCAACAACAACGACAAAAUAACGUCAAUGAUGCGACUAAUACUAAAAUCACCGCAGACAACGUUAGUGAUUACAAUUAUUUAAAAUAUGGUCAAGACUUCAUGCUACAAUGUUAUGAAUUUAAACAGCCAGAGACGUCACUGAUGUUGUACUCAUCAUCUAAAAAUCCAAUAGCACACAACCAGGCUGAAUUUGUGUUCAAAAUGAACGGGGAAAUGAAACAAUCUGUGAGAUUAGCAAUGCAGAGAGCUAAUUUCAAUGCUAAAAACUUUUCCGAUGAAUAUUUUACGAAUGAUACAAUUCCGUCUAAAUACUUCCACUGGCGUUUAUAUCAUGCUCAUCCUGAAAUGCGCUACGAAACGAUAGGCGAAAAUAUUCCGGUACGAUUGUUUAUUUUACUCAUAUCUAACUAUCUAAGUAUGCUCACUCACAUCCGUUGA
This is a messenger RNA of Clunio marinus, 870 nucleotides long. The record is from the annotation of a GenBank genome assembly. NCBI's taxonomy places the organism in Eukaryota, Metazoa, Arthropoda, Insecta, Diptera, Chironomidae.